CGGUUGUGUUGAUACGUGGUUGUUGGGAGUUUUGUGUCUUGGUUGUGUUGUGUUUUGAUGUGGCGACAGUAAAACUUUCUCUACGGGAACGAAUGUUAAUUUAUUUUUAAUCGGUAUAUGUAAUGUUCAAAAGAAUUUUUACGCGUUUUAUAAACAUAAAAUCAUAAAUCAUGACUACUUUCCGAAAACGAACAGGAUAUCAAAACGAUAACCACAAUAACAACGUUUUGCCAAAUCAACAUAAAGUAAAGGAAAAUGGACCACCAAAGGAACGAACUAAUAAAAUGAUAUAUGUAGUCUUUAUUUCAUUACUGUUCGAUUUAUUAGCAUUUACAAUUAUUCUCCCAUUACUACCGUCAUUACUCGAAUAUUUUCGUCAAAAUGACACAUCCGGUUUGUACAGCAUACUAACUGAACAGGUACGUUGGUUUCAACAGCUUGUUGGCGCACCAGAACGAUACAGCUCUGUAUUAUUUGGUGGUCUACUGGGAUCUAUGUUUAGUUUUCUACAAUUUGUUGCAAGCCCUAUUGUUGGUGGUCUUUCGGAUUACUAUGGUCGUAAGCCAGUAAUGAUUAUAUGUGCGUGUGGUAUAGCAUUAUCAUAUUUUUUGUGGGCAAUAUCAAGGAAUUUCGCACUAUUUGUAUUGGCACGUUUUGUUGGUGGCAUAAGUAAAGGAAAUAUUUCAUUAUCUAUGUCUGUAAUCACUGACGUAUCAAGUGUGCGUACACGAGGUCGUGGUAUGGCUCUGGUCGGCGUUGCAUUUUCUCUCGGAUUUAUAAUUGGACCGAUGAUUGGGGCGUUUUUUGCAAUUUUUGCAAAGCAAUCUUCUGGUCCAUGGUUCGUACUACCCUCAUUACUAGCAUUUGCACUUGCAUUAGCCGAUUUACUUGUACUAAUAUUUAUGUUAAAAGAGACUUUACCAAAGCAAAAUAGAGUUAAGGAAAUUUCGUCCGCAAUGUCAUAUGCUUUGCAGUUGUUAAAUGUAUCAUCGAUUUUUAAGUUUUCUGCUAUUAAAAAUGUUGCUACAAAUCAAAUACAAGCCUUGCAAAAAAUUGGAUUAAUUUAUUUUGUAUAUUUAUUUUUGUACUCUGGUUUGGAGUUUACUGUCACCUUUUUAAUGUUUCAUAAAUUCGGUUACGAUUCUAUGGGACAAGCUAAAAUGUUUUUAACGACUGGUGUUAUUAUGACAAUAUUGCAGGGUUCUGUUGUACGCCGGUUACCAGAAACUUCCACAAAAAUAUAUGCAAUAUUUAGUUUAUAUCUUAUUGUACCAGCUUUUGUAUUAGUAGGAUUGGCUGAAAGUAGCGUUUUAUUAUACAGUGGCAUGAUUCUAUUUUCAAUAUCUACAGCAUUUGCCGUGACUUGUUUAACAACUUUGGUUUCAAAAUAUGGCAAUGACGAUCAAAAAGGCUCAGUUUUAGGUAUAUUUCGUUCUUUAGGUGCCUUAGCUAGAGCAUUAGGACCUGUUGUUGGUUCAGUUUCAUUUUGGUGCAUUGGCUCGAGAUUAACUUAUGUACUAGGAGGAAUUUUCCUACUUUAUCCUGCCAUUGCGUUACAACGGUCUGUAUUGUAAUUUAAAAAGAUAGAAUUCAACUUCUUUAUGUUAUCUAUUAUUGUUAUUAUUAUUUUUUGUGCAAAGCACGUCACUCAAUUACAUAUAUAAUUUUUAUACAAUGCAUAUGUAUUCUAAAAUUGUUAGUAUUAUAUAGAUUUGUAUUAUAUACUUUUAUAUAUAUUUGUUUAUUGUACAUUAUUUAUAUUAAAAAGAGAAGUAAGCAACUAAUAGCAUUUUUUAAUA
Teleopsis dalmanni is the source of this 1799-nucleotide messenger RNA. It is a transcript of the gene rtet, whose product is annotated as major facilitator superfamily domain-containing protein 10. Gene Ontology annotation, cellular component: brush border membrane. Bases 171 to 1574 code for a protein of 467 amino acids. Gene Ontology annotation, molecular function: transmembrane transporter activity. Lineage: Eukaryota; Metazoa; Arthropoda; Insecta; Diptera; Diopsidae. The transcript is spliced from 7 exons. Gene Ontology annotation, biological process: transmembrane transport. The record is from RefSeq and is a predicted model, not a curated record.